This is a messenger RNA of Penicillium atrosanguineum, 1125 nucleotides long. RefSeq names its product small subunit rRNA maturation protein LCP5 (gene lcp5). NCBI's taxonomy places the organism in Eukaryota, Fungi, Ascomycota, Eurotiomycetes, Eurotiales, Aspergillaceae. The record is from RefSeq and is a predicted model, not a curated record. The transcript has a single exon. Gene Ontology annotation, cellular component: nucleolus; small-subunit processome. Bases 1 to 1125 code for a protein of 374 amino acids. Gene Ontology annotation, biological process: maturation of SSU-rRNA from tricistronic rRNA transcript (SSU-rRNA, 5.8S rRNA, LSU-rRNA).
AUGGCUUCAAUUACAGCGCCUGCGCGCGCUCAGAACUUAUCUGCGCUCCUUGAAAAUCUCAAGUCAUGUCUUACUAGUGCUGCUUCGUCCUUGCCAGCUUCCCGCAAGGAAGCCUCCUCCGACGUCUCGAUCGAGCCUCCGCAAGAUGGCAUUUCGCUUCUCGACAGCAAAAGCGAAAUUCUCCUCUCCUAUCUCCACAACCUCGUUUUUCUCAUUAUUUUCCAAUUGCGAAACGCUUCGUCCAAAAACGCCCCAGAGGACUCUAAAGAUGUUGCGGAUGCCACCAUCCGGGAGGAGACUGUGAAAAAGCUGGUUGAGCUCCGAGUCUUCCUCGAUCGUGGUGUGCGCCCGCUGGAGGGACGUCUGAAGUAUCAGGUUGAUAAGGUGGUGAAGGCGGCAGAGGAUGCGGAGCGGACGGAACGGCCCAGCCAGUCGCGCAAGUCCAAGAAGGCCGGCAAGGCUGGACAGGGCAGCGAUGAAGAUGCCAGCGACAGUGACGAUGACAGCGACGAGGAGGAUAUGGAUGAGAUGGCUUACCGGCCCAAUGUCUCUGCUUUCUCCAAGGCCAAACCGGAGGAGAACAAAUACCAAGCCAAAAACGCCACCCAAGAGCCGAGUGAUGGUAUCUACCGGCCGCCGAAGAUUAUGCCGACCUCUCUCCCCACCACCGAGCGCCGCGAACGGGUGGACCGUCGCCCACAACGGUCCAAUGUCAUUGACGAGUUCGUUAACGCCGAGAUGUCGUCCGCGCCUAUGGCCGAACCCAGUAUUGGUAGCACCAUCAUCGCCGGUGGCCGACAGACCAAGUCUAAGAAAGACCGAGAACGUGAGGCUGAUCGGACCCGGUACGAAGAAACCAACUUUGUCCGUCUGCCUAAGGAGACCAAGAAGGAUAUUGCCAAGCGGGGCGGCCUCCGGGACUCUACGUUUGGUGGAGAUGAAUGGAAGGGCCUUACGGAGGGUGCUGAUCGCAUUGAGCGUCUCACUCGGCGAGGCAAGAGUGGUGGAGUCGCUUUGGAGAAGAGUCGGAAGAGAAAGAACGAUGAUGGCCAACGCAGUGAUGGCGUUGGCAUGGGCGAGAUCUUCGACAAGCGCAGGAAGAAGAUUGAUAGCUGGAAGAAAUAG